AUGGCACACAGGAUUUUGGCUACUUCCUCAGUAGACAAGGGGCUGGGCAGGCUGAGGAAGUGCACUGUUUUGCAGGAGGAGAUCCAGUGCCAGGAGAUACCUCUGCGAGGAAAGAUUAAAGGCUCCAAAAAUGUCCAGGAUGGUGGCAUUGCUAUUGACAGGAAUUCAGAUUGGAUCCUGGCUUGCCUGCAGAAGAAGCACCGCCGAGCCUUCACCACUACCGAGGACAUGAAUGGAGUCUGUACUCUGCUCACCACCGACUUGCGCUGCACAGCUUUCCUCAACCUCACCAAGAUUGUUGAGACCAAAUUAAACAGCAUUCAAAAUAAAAAUGGCAAAGAUAAGAUUACUGACACCAGCAGCUCAGCCAGCACAGACAACACCAGGACUGCUUGUGGUGAGCUCUUUGGCAGCACAGGGAACAACCACAUGUGCAAAGAGCUGGGAACAGAGAUUGCUGUCAUUCUGGGUGGAUCAGAGAACACCAAGCCAGAUGAUUUCCAAAAUGCCAAGAUGUCUAUCCUCAAUAUGAUGAAGUCAAUGUGGCAGAAAUGCUCAAAGAUCAGGUUUGCUGUGGUGCAGUAUGGAGCACAGAUCCAAACUGAACUGAGCCUGCAAGAAAGCUGCAACAGACUAACUGCUUUCUUCAAAGUCCGAAACAUCAAGCAGCAGAGCUCACGGACUGACAUCACAGCCACACUGCAGCAUGUGUUAGAUAAAGUCUUCAACAGCCAUGACUCCAGCUGGACUGAUGACAAGAUAAUCAUUGUCAUGGCAUCUGGGCAGGUGUUUCUGGAAAACCAUAGAUUGAGAAAUGUAAUGAACUCCCUGGAAAUGGCUAUGGUCAAACUCUAUGCUCCUGGGAUUGGAGAGUUCAUAAACAACCAGUGGGUCCCAGAAGAGCUGCAGAAAGUUAGAAGUGACUGGUUCGUGCUGUCCACAUAUGAAGAUUUUGACAGUUUCCUUUCGGAUUUGGAGAGAGAGACUCUGAGUGAUUCAGCUGAAAAUAUUCCAACUGAAGCACCGGAUCACAGAAACACUAAUGACAGUGGUGACAGCAAGCUCCCUUCCUGGAUAGAGGAGGACAAAGAGGAGGAGGAAAAUGGCUUGCAGAUUGCUUUUAUUCUGGAUGGAUCAGGGAGCAUUGAGCCAGAGGAUUUUGAAAGAGCAAAAGCAUUCAUCCACAAGAUGAUGAAAACACUGUAUGAGAAGUGCUUUGAGUGUGACUUUGCAGUGGUACAGUAUGGGUUUGAAAUCAGAACUGAGUUUGACCUGCGAGAAAACUGGGAUCCUCGUGCCACACUCCAGAAAGUACUUGAUAUUGUGCAGGUGUGCAAUGUGACAAAAACAGCAUCUGCCAUGCAGCAUGUCCUGGAUUCUAUCUUCACUGAGAGUCAUGGGUCCCGCAAGGAUGCAGCCAAGGUCAUGAUCGUGCUUACAGAUGGGGAAAUACUCCUGGAUGAAAUGAACUUGACAACAGUGAUAAAUUCACCCAAAAUGGCAGGAAUCAAGCGCUAUGCCAUUGGGGUGGGAGAUGCCUUCAAAAAACCAAAGGCCCUAAAUGAAUUGCAGCUAAUUGCAUCUGGUCCAGAUGACACUAAUGUAUUUCAGGUGACCAAUUAUUCAGCAUUAGAUGGGCUGCUUUCAACCUUACAGCAGAAUAUUAUUGGUAUAGAAGGUACACAGGGUGAUGCUCUGGAAUAUGAGCUUGCACAAGCUGGUUUCAAUGUGCAGAUCUUGGAUAAGCAAGUCUUAGUGUUUGGUACAGUGGGGGCCUUUGACUGGUCUGGUGGAAUUCUGCUGUAUGAUCUGGCAACCAAGAUUGCUAUUUUCCUGAAUGAAUCUAAAGAAGAAGCCAAAAAAGCAAAAUACAGUUACCUAGGGUACAGUGUGGCAGUGGUACACACAGAAUAUGGACCCUUGUACGUGGCUGGAGCUCCACGACACAGCAUGAGAGGGAAGGUGUUGGUGUUUCAGGACAACCACUUAAAACAAACCCUGCAAGGAGAACAGGUUGGAUCUUAUUUUGGAUCUGAGCUCUGCCCACUUGAUGUGAACCAUGAUGGGGUGACAGAUCUUCUCCUUGUUGGAGCUCCAUUUUAUCACAUUCGAGGGGAAGAAGGAAGGGUUUACGUCUAUCGCCUGGAGACAGAGAGUGGUUCAUUCACCUUGAAAGGACACUUAAAUGUGCAGGGGACCUCUCCUUUUGCAAGGUUUGGGUUUACUGUGGCCAGCAUUGGAGACAUCAAUGGGGAUGGAUAUGAGGAUAUUGCAGUUGGAGCCCCUCUUGAAGAUCAGCUUUCAAACAGUUCCGCUUUUGGCAGCAUUUACAUCUUUAAUGGUGAUAAAGACAAGAUCAAGAGCUCUUUUUCUCAAAGAGUAAAAGCCUCUGAAAUUUCUUCAGGACUCCAGUAUUUUGGACAAUCCAUUGAUGGUGGCUUUGAUUUCACUAAUGAUGGUCUCCCAGAUAUUACAGUAGGAUCACUGGAGAACGUGAUUGUGCUCCGCUCAAGACCAGUUGUCCAGUUUCUCACCAGCAUGAGAUUCAACCCUGAGAGAAUCCUAAUUUUACAAAAUAACAGCACCGUUACAGCAAAACUAUGUUUCGAUACAAUCUCAGCUUUACCGGUGUCUCAAGAAGUGUUUUCACAGUUAUACAUUCUCUACACGGUGGACUUAGAUGUGAAAAUGGCAAAGAGGAGAGUACAGUUUGAAGAUCAGAACACCACAAGAAGUGGAAAGCUGUUGGUCAGCAAGCACGUGUGCUCUGAGCUGCAGCUUUACACACUGCCAUGUGACUUUGACUGCUUUUCCAGUGUUUUUCUGAGAGUUAAACACGAGCUCUAUAAGAAAAAUGAUAACAUAGAGUUUGCUGUUCCUGUGCUGGAUAGAUACCAGCCAUCAGAAAUGCAUUUUCAGUUGCCUUACAAGAAGGACUGCAACAACAAGACCAUCUGUACUGCUCAUUUAACUUUGACAACUCAGAUUCAAAAGGAAUUAGUGGUGGGCCACACUAAAGAAGUGACCAUGAAUGUUUCAUUAACGAACAGUGGAGAUGACUCGUACAUGACAGCUAUGGUCUUGAACUAUCCCAAAAACCUACAUUUUAAGAAGGUGACUGUUGAGGCAAAAUUUUCAGUGAUUUGGCAAUUAGAUGAAAGCCUGUUCCAAAAUAAAUCUGCAAUCACCAUUAAUAUCACCAAGUGA
This is a messenger RNA of Haliaeetus leucocephalus (bald eagle), 3207 nucleotides long. It is a transcript of the gene ITGAE, whose product is annotated as integrin, alpha E (antigen CD103, human mucosal lymphocyte antigen 1; alpha polypeptide). Gene Ontology annotation, biological process: cell-cell adhesion; cell-matrix adhesion; integrin-mediated signaling pathway. Bases 1 to 3207 code for a protein of 1068 amino acids. Lineage: Eukaryota; Metazoa; Chordata; Aves; Accipitriformes; Accipitridae. Gene Ontology annotation, molecular function: integrin binding. Gene Ontology annotation, cellular component: external side of plasma membrane; integrin complex. The transcript has 26 exons. The record is from RefSeq and is a predicted model, not a curated record.